AUGUUACAUGAUCCCAUUAUUGAAUUUGACCUUGAACCUCCAACGUACCGACAAAUAACAAAUAUUAUUCGUAAAAUGAAAACAUCUGGCUCACCUUGUCCUCUAGAUCAAAUCUCCAUUAUAAGUUUUAAGCGUUGCCCAUACCUCCGAACAUAUUUAACCGAACUAAUUCAAGCAGUCUGGCUUGCUGGAUCUUUACCUGACGAAUGGAAGAAAGCUUGUACUUUAUUAAUCCACCAGAAAAAUUAUGCUAAUCUCCCCAAGAACUUCCGUCCAAUAACUCUUCAAUCCGUACCACUGAAGGUAUUCACUUCAAGUCUUCAUAAUGCAAUGUUCUCUUACCUACUCGCCAACAACUUUAUCGAGCACGAAAUUCAAAAGGGCUUCACCCCUCAUAUAUCGGGGACAUUUGAACAUACAGCACAAAUGGCUGAUAUAAUCAAUCAAGCACGAAUAAGACAGCGAUCUCUCGUUAUAACCCUUCUUGAUCUCAAGAAUGCGUUUGGUGAAGUACAUCACAAUUUAAUCCAACCUGUUCUUGGCUAUCAUCACAUACCUCAACAUAUUCAACUCAUGAUUAAAAGCCUUUACACAAACUUUAAAACAUCAAUCAUCACAUCUGAUUUUAACACCCCAUUUGGAGAAGUAGGUUGUGGAGUUUGCAGGGAGAUUUCCUCAGUCCAUUGCUAUUUAACCUAUGCUUUAAUACUUUUAUCCAGCACAUAAAAUCGGAAAAAAUAUCAACAGUAUGAUUUUUCUUAUAAACUUCUCAACCCAAUUCAUUGGUUCCAGUUCGCCGUCGACGCAGCCGUAAUAACCGCCAAGAAUCUGAAAAUCAACACCUACUAAACAGUUUUGCAAUUUGGUGUCAAUGGUCAGACAUGAUUAUUCGAGAAGAUAAAUGUAGCACCUUUGGCAUAAAAAAAGCUCUCACCAAAUCAGUCCAGUAUAUUUAUAAUUAUAAUUCCAGCUAUUGAAAGUGGAAAAUCGUUCUGCUAUUUAGGAAGGUACUUUAAUUACGAAAUGACAAAUAAUGAACAUAAAUCGGAAUUAGUAUCACUAUUGACAGACCUAAUGAAAGAAAUAGAUCUGAAGGCAUUACAUCCAAAAAACAUGAUUCUCCUCUACAGUCGCUACGUUCUUUCAAAACUCUCAUGGCAUUUCACUAUAGCAUCAAUUCGAAAAACGUGGAUUUCCGAAAACCUGGACUCAGUUAUCAAACAAUACAUUCGUAAAUGGCUUGAGGUACCUAUUUCUGGAUCACUUAGUAACAUUUACCUGACCAGUAACACAUUUGGUCUGUACAUUAUCCCCCCAUCAACUAAAUUCAUACAAUGUCAAACAACUAUCCGCAGUGUUUUGAAGUCAUCUCCUAACGAAUCAAUAACCCACCUCUGGAAGUCGACCUGUAAUCAUACUAACAUCCAAUAUGAUCAAGUAUACGUCGACAAAAGUAGUAAUGAAGUCAUGCCUUAAAAUUCAUGAAGAUAAAUUGGAAAAUCGGUUAAAAUGUCAAGGUUCAUUCUUCUCUACUCUUUCUUUCACUACUCCAAGUAAAUUCGAUUUGGCCAACCUGGCAAUCCAAACUACCAAAAAACAUUUUCAAUUCACUACUCGCUACAUAAACAAUUCGCUACCAACCCGGAAAAACCUUCAAAAAUGGGGACUCUUCGUCCUCUGAGUGCUCGUUUUGCCUUUAAACCGGAAUCUCUGUUACACGUUGUUGCUGGCUGUAGUUCCUAGCUAUCUUGAUCGAUUUACUUGGAGACACGACUCAUUCCAAAAUUUUAUUGCUAAUAACCUCCAAUCAGAACAUAUUCAGACCAUUUAUGCUGACUUACCAUCAUUCCCUAACCCCUCUGCUAUUACUGGCGAUGACUUUCGUCCUGAUCUACUAAUUUUGACCAAAGACAAUUGUCUAUAUGUACUCGAACUAACCGUUGGAUAUGAGACUGAGCUAAGGAAUAAUCUACAGCGCAAAUACUCAAAAUACAAAGAGUCAGAUGAUCGUAGAACAAAAGGUAAAAUUGCGGCUGGUAAAGUUCAUUAACCUCUCAAUCAGUGCACUCGGUGUUUUUGAAAAAGAAUCGUCAGAUUUUAUACAAAUGUUGGAACAUUUGAACUCAGAUAAGUCCUGUGUUAAAUAUGCCAUUAGGAAAAUUAUUAACAUUGCAAUAAGAACCACAUAUUACGUUUUCUGUUGUAGAAACAAGGAUUGGUCGAAUCCAGAUUUAAUGAACUUGUAGUUAGUCUGUUGCUUUUUGUAUCAUAUAAUUAUGACCAUAUGUGUUAUGUAAAUGUAGUAAUGUAUAGUGUAUCAAGUAGCCAAUUGUAAAUUACCUUUAACAGUGAGAUUUUUAAUUGUAAGUGCAUAAAGAAAAAAAUCAUUAUUAUUAUUAUUAUUAUUAUAUUAUUAUUAUUAUUAUUAUUAUUAUUAUUAUUAUUAUUAUUAUUAUUAUUAUUAUUAUUAUUAUUAUUAUUAUUUGAUUUUCUUUUUUAUUAGAUACAUCGAGCAGAGCCGUGUUCAGACGUGCUCUAUACAUGUCAUAGUUUUAUCGCUGGUUUUGUAUUUGAAUCACAGUAUUUCUUACUAAUUGUUAAAAUUUAUAAUCAUAAAAAGAUCAUCAUCAUGAUUCGUUCAAGUUUUGUUGCCAUGUUAUUGACUUGCGUCGUCUGUUCGUUUUGUGAUGAAGACUUCGUCGCGCUCGGUCGCCAUUCGUGGCGUUGUAAACAGCGGAUUAACCAAGCAGAACGAGAUCCCCCUGACGCUACUACAAGACAAGUGCCUGUAAUGCAGUCCCCUAAUGUUCCUGUGUCAAGUCGCACGGUUGUCAAAUGUUGUUGUGGCAAGAUAUGCAAAGGGACGCGCGGCCUUAAAAUGCAUCAGCGCAGUUGUCAAGUGAUACAUGGCCUUAACGACGAGCUUUGUGCAGAUCUUGAGGAGCAAAUAACUACGGAUAACAGCGUAAAUAUUUCAGAAAUUGAACACAACGGCAAUGAUAUUAAUACAGUUAAUUACGAUAAUUUUCCUGAACUGAAGAAAGGCAUAAAUCUCCCGAAAAAUGAUUCUGAAUGGUCAACGGCUAAUGAUUAUUUUAAAUGUGCACUCCAGCCAAGUGAUCCAAUCACAUUGCAAGAUCUAAAUUCAAAAAUCAAGCUUUUAAAUGACGCGAUAUACAGCUACUUUGCAAAUAAUUAUGGACAUACUGAAACUGUACCCGACAAAAAUAUGGGAGCUAAAUAUAAAGAGUAUACGGUUAAAGAGUUAAAGAAAGCUUUACAAAAUUUAAAAUCCAAAAAGGGUGAACUCAGUGAAAUUAAAUACGUAUCGCGUACAUUGCGUGACAGGCUCCGUAACAAUGGCAACGACGCCGAUGACUUAAAUGACAGUGAGUCGUUUGAUCACAACAAAUAUCUGGAACGAAGCUUUUGGGGCUAUGUUAAAAAUAUAAUCAAUAGAAAAGACGCAGUAUUACCAUCAUUUAACAUGACUGAUUGCCUUUCUUAUUUCUCUAAAUCUCUGGCUAAAAUUAAUCCUAACAAGCUAUUU
Molecule: messenger RNA, 3550 nt
Organism: Paramuricea clavata
Lineage: Eukaryota; Metazoa; Cnidaria; Anthozoa; Malacalcyonacea; Plexauridae
Source: the annotation of a GenBank genome assembly